UAGAACAGUGUAAGGUUUAAAUAGGGAUAAACAUGGGAACAGACACACAGUAUGAGUGACAGAGAGAUAGAAAGGGGAGAGAGAGACAGAGCGAGAGUAAGAGAUUUCUACAAAAAAACAGUGAUGGAAACGUUGUUGUAUCUCACCCUGCUAAUCUCAGGGUUCCACACACCUUCCUCAUGUCUUCAUCAGUAUCACCUCAUUACCAACAAUACGAACUGGACUGAUGCCCAGAGUUACUGCAGAGCACAUUACACUGAUCUGGCUACAGUAGAUGACAUGGAGGACCUGAAUAGGCUGAUUACCAGUGCCAAUGACUAUAAAUUAAGGCACUGGAUUGGACUGAAUAAGGGAGACUCAAUGAAGUGGAACUGGUCUCUGGCAGACAGACGUUUCUACAGAGAGGGGGAGACUGAGUUCAGAAACUGGGACACUGGGACUCCCCAAAAUGGUAACUGUGCAUUAAUGAGUACAGCUGGUCUGUGGAACAACGCCUCCUGUGAUGACCAGCAUCACUUCAUCUGUUAUGAUGGAAAACAAGACACCAACCAAACAUACGUCUUAAUUCAGGAGAACAAGACCUGGAUAGAUGCUCAGAGUUACUGCAGAGAGUAUGACACAGACCUGGUCAGUGUGAGGAACCAGACUGAGAACACAGAGAUAGAGAAGAAGAUAUCACUGAGGGGACUUCCUGUGUGGAUCGGUCUGUUUCUAGACUCCUGGAGAUGGUCAGACCAGAGUGACUCCUCAUUCAGAAACUGGCUGUCAGGAUGGUCUUCAACAGAUCAGAGAUACAACUGCACUCUGCUGUCGUCUUAUGGUCCAGCUGUGGAGACCCCUGAGAAACCUCAACUGAAGAGACAUGUGGUGAGAAUGAAAGUGACCCCGAAGGAUCAAAAUCUGAACCUCAGUGAUCCUGCUGUUCAGGACACCAUCUUACAACAGAUAAGGAACAAGCUGAAGGAGCAGGGGUUACCUGCAGACACCAAAGUGACAUGGAAAAAGCAGCCUGAUGGGAAGUUUGUAGAGCAUCGUGCUUUUGUCACGGCCGACGAAAGAACACAUUACACUGAUCUGGCUACAGUAGAUGACAUGGAGGACCUGAACAGGCUGAUGACCAGUGUCGGUAGUUAUAAUUCCUGGUUAUGGAUCGGACUGAAGAAGGGAGACUCCAUGAAGUGGCACUGGUCUCUGGCAGACAGACGUUUCUACAGAGAGGGGGAGACUAAGUUCAGAAACUGGGACACUGGGACACCCCAAAAUGGUAACUGUGUUUUAAUGAGUACAGCUGGGCUGUGGAACAACGCCUCCUGUGAUGACCAGCAUCACUUCAUCUGUUAUGAUGGAAAACAAGACACCAACAUAACAUACGUCUUAAUUCAGGAGAACAAGACCUGGAUAGAUGCUCAGAGUUACUGCAGACAGUAUCACACAGACCUGGUCAGUGUGAGGAACCAGACUGAGAACACAGAGAUAGAGAAGAAGAUAUCACUGAGGGGACUUCCUGUGUGGAUCGGUCUGUUUCUAGACUCCUGGAGAUGGUCAGACCAGAGUGACUCCUCAUUCAGAAACUGGCUGUCAGGAUGGUCUUCAACAGAUCAGAGAUACAACUGCACUCUGGUGUCUUCUCAUCCUUAUUCUUCUCAUUAUUAUAAAUGGAUAAAUAAACCCUGUGACAACAACUAUCCUUUCAUCUGCUAUGGUCCAGCUGUGGAGACCCCUGAGAAACCUCAACUGAAGAGACAGGUGGUGAGAAUGAAGAUGACCCCAACGGAUCAAAAUAUGAACCUCAGUGAUCCUGCUGUUCAGGACGCCAUCUUACAAGAGAUAAGAAACAAGCUGAAGGAGCAGGGGUUACCUGUAGACACCAAAGUGACAUGGAAAAAGCAGCCUGAUGGGAAGGUCUUCCACAAGGAGGAAGAGGGGUCUCCCAAGAAAGAAAAGGAGGAGAAGAAGAUGAAGAGGAUGAUGACAAAGAGAGAACUCUAAUUAUGUUAAAUGUUCUCCUAACUUUUCUCUUUUUUAAAUGUAGAUGAAUUAUCUGUACUGGGAUGUAUUUUCUGAACCUAAUUCGAUGUGUUUUAUUAAUUAAAUUCUUUAAGUACAAACAUCAAUAGUGUUUUAUCAUGAGAUGUUUUUCUUGAUAAUUUUCUUGACUUGGUUGUUUUAUUACAGGGUUUGUUCUCAAGACAGACGUUUCACACAUCAUGUCUGUAAAUGAGUUAUUUGUAGUUAUGUUGAUAUUCAGGGCUGUGAAAAAGUAUUUGUCUCCUUUCUAAUUUGCUCAACUUUUACAGAUUUAAGAUGCUGAAUGUUAUCAGAUCUUCAAAGGAAACAGAAUAUUAGAUGAAGGGAACCUGAGUGAACCUGAGUGAACAAGUAACACAACAAUUACAUACUUAUUUCAUUUAUUUCAUAAACAAUGUUAUGUAACACCCAAUGUUCAUGUGUUAAAUAUUAAUUGUCCCAUUACACUCAAUUACAGGUUGUCACACCUUUAGCUGCAAUGACUCCAACCAAGCACUUCCUGAAGUUGUAGAUCAGUAUUUCACGUCACUGUGGAGCAUUUUUGUCCCACUCUUCCACCUAGAACUGCUUAAACUCAGUGAGUUUUCAAGGAUGAA
Oncorhynchus keta (chum salmon) is the source of this 2624-nucleotide messenger RNA. Its product is annotated as lymphocyte antigen 75-like. The coding region runs from base 52 to 1989 and encodes 645 amino acids. The transcript is spliced from 11 exons. The record is from RefSeq and is a predicted model, not a curated record. Lineage: Eukaryota; Metazoa; Chordata; Actinopteri; Salmoniformes; Salmonidae.